CAGAAACUAAUAUAUAACAUUAUUAUAAGAAUAUUUAAAAUUUAAAUUUUUUAAUUAAUUUAUUUAUUUAGCUAUUAAUUAACAAUCUUCUCUCUCUAGCGUUAGUUAAUAGAAGAUAUGUCAUCGACUCACAGCGGUUUAAUUAGAGUUGUAAAAUGCCCAGGCGAUUAUAUGUCCUACGCUCUAGCAGACAAGGACUUCAAGAAGGAUGAGAUAAUAAGCUACCUCGACAGCGCUAGCUAUUCAGAGCGCGCCUACACAAGCGUACAAGUCGACAGCGAUAAGCACAUCGAGCUCAACUGCGAUCUCGUCUACAUCAACCACUCCUGCGAGCCUAACGUUGCAUUCGUUAUCAACGGACAAGACAAAAAGAACUGGUUUUUAAAAGCCUUAGUCGAUAUCAAGAAGGAUACCCCGCUAGAAUUCUUUUACCCUUCCACAGAAUGGUCGAUGGACCAGGCAUUUGACUGUCACUGCAAGAAAGACAACUGUCUGGGAUUUAUUAAAGGCGCUGCAUUCAUUAACAAGGAAAAUUUAAAAAAUUAUUUUGUUAACCAACACAUCCUCUCUUUGAUAAAUUAACACGCCUUUCUUACUC
Wallemia mellicola CBS 633.66 is the source of this 598-nucleotide messenger RNA. RefSeq lists its product as hypothetical. NCBI's taxonomy places the organism in Eukaryota, Fungi, Basidiomycota, Wallemiomycetes, Wallemiales, Wallemiaceae. The record is from RefSeq and is a predicted model, not a curated record. The transcript is spliced from 2 exons. The coding region runs from base 118 to 582 and encodes 154 amino acids. Gene Ontology annotation, molecular function: protein binding.